AACUCGUACUUAACACGACGGCCUUCUUCUCAAAGGCACCGGUCUGCUGUCCGUUUCACAAUGGCCUCGCAGAACCCCAUAAAACGGAAACUGGUCAUCGUUGGCGACGGUGCCUGCGGGAAGACCUCGUUACUCUGCUCGUUUGCUCUGGGUGAAUUUCCCAAAGAAUACCAACCAACCGUCUUCGACAAUUAUGUCGCCGAAAUUCGUCUAGACGAUAAGCCUGUCCACCUUGCACUGUGGGAUACUGCAGGUCAGGAAGAAUACGAGCGUCUGCGGCCCAUGUCCUAUUCCAAGUCCCACGUCAUCCUCAUUGCUUUCGCCAUCGACACCCCAGAUUCUCUCGAGAACGUCACCACCAAGUGGAUCGAAGAAGUCAGAAGCAUCUGUGGCCCAACAAUACCUGUGAUUCUCGUCGGUUGCAAGGCGGAUCUGCGACCAGACCACCCUCCACCAGAUUCACCAGACCAGCCCUUGCCCUGGGUCACCCGCGAACAAGGCGAACGAGUAGCCAAUGCAAUUGGUGCUCGAGCUUACAAAGAAUGCUCAGCGCUCAAAAUUGAAGGCGUCGAUGAGGUCUUUGAAGCGGCCACAAGAGCAAGCAUGCUCAUGCGAGACGGUGUCCCGGCUCACGGACCUACAGAUGAUGGUGGCAGGCAUCAUCGAAGACGAAGUAGCGGCAAGGUUGCGUCACCCGACAGUGAGGACGGAAAGGGGUGGAAUUGUUGUGUCAUUUGCUGAAGAGCGACUGUUUAUGGAUGCAGUGUUAACGUGUGUCACGAGUUUUUCUGCUGUUCGCGUUUGGUUGAACCCCUCCACUUUUGUUUCUCUUCAUAUGACCGGACACGCUUUCUCUUCUUCUUUCUCAGCUUGGUGCCUUUUUAGUUCGUAUUGCUAUCGUUGAUUUAUUGUAUAUCUCUCUUAACGGCUAUCCUCAUUGCGCAUAUUCUCAAGUCCUUUUACG
Coprinopsis cinerea okayama7#130 is the source of this 964-nucleotide messenger RNA. RefSeq names its product rho small monomeric GTPase. The transcript is spliced from 8 exons. Gene Ontology annotation, biological process: small GTPase-mediated signal transduction. Gene Ontology annotation, molecular function: GTPase activity; GTP binding. Lineage: Eukaryota; Fungi; Basidiomycota; Agaricomycetes; Agaricales; Psathyrellaceae. The record is from RefSeq and is a predicted model, not a curated record. Bases 61 to 741 code for a protein of 226 amino acids.